Messenger RNA from Lineus longissimus, 1394 nucleotides. RefSeq lists its product as uncharacterized. The record is from RefSeq and is a predicted model, not a curated record. Bases 257 to 1219 code for a protein of 320 amino acids. NCBI's taxonomy places the organism in Eukaryota, Metazoa, Nemertea, Pilidiophora, Heteronemertea, Lineidae. Gene Ontology annotation, molecular function: acyltransferase activity, transferring groups other than amino-acyl groups. The transcript is spliced from 3 exons.
UUCUUCGAAAAACAAUUAUCUGAGCUUCGUGACGACUAAUGAUUUUUUUUUCUUCACCUCAGUAAUCAUGGAACAUGUAUAUCCAUAUUAACGAAAUAGUAUUUUGUGUGAUUAAUUACCUGCAUAAAUAGCGGCAAUUUAUGACCGGAGAUAGUAUACACUGCUGGUGGAUAAUCUUGUGCACGUGAUGUUUUGAUGUAGACUGUUUCGAGUAGACAUACCUACACAGUAUUGAACGCAAAUGUCGGAUUGAUUCAUGUAUAACAUGCUGCAUAGGAUAGUUCGUACCGGACUUAAGCGCUCGAUUUUCAGACAAAAACACCAGAUGGACAUUUUGGACCGACACGUAGAGGUGGUCACCACGAGACCAGUUACAAAAGAAGAUGGCCUGAGGGUUGCACAGUGGACCAAAGAUUUUGGUUGGAUACUGGCAGAUGAACGUCUCCUCAAGGCAUUUUCUAAAGUUUAUGGGGGUAUUGCAGCUGAAUACAAGGGAGAUCUCAUAGGCUAUGUUUGUAUGGCUUUUCUCAAUGCUGACCUCGGAAUUUGCCCAUAUGUGGUGGUGAAAGAGGAAUGGCGUUCGAAAGGCGUGGGUAAACUACUCAUGGGCAAGGCAACAGACGCAAUGGGCUCAAGAGCCAUCAUGAUAAACUCGAUUGAAGAGGCGCAUACCUUUUAUAAACAAAUUGGCUUCAGUCACAGAAAGGGUAUGUGGCAUGUUUAUCAGAGAGGUGUUACAGGUUUCUGUGAGUCUUUUGCAAAACCGGAAAAAUCAUUCGUAAAAUCUGGCGACAUAUCUAUUGAAGACUUUGCUGCUUUCGAAGAAAGGAAAGUUCUUGGUUUGUCAGAGCGAAAGAAUAUCAUCAGUGAAAUGUCAAAAUUUGGUAACCGUUAUGCUGUUUUGUGUGAUGGAAGUAUCACUGGCGUCCUUCUUGGUCACAGUGCUCCACUUAAGGACGAGACGUUUUGGUGCAUUGAUGUACUAAUUGCCAAUGAUGUUGAAACUGCUGUCGGUCUGGUUGAGUUUGCCGUGAAGGAUGCCCAGAGUGAGUGCACAACAUUGCAUUUAUGCCUCCCUGAGCUACACGGUGAUGCUAGAAGAUUAAUUGAGAGAUUAAAGCUUCGAUAUCACUCGUCCGGACCCGUCCUUUUCAAUAAGGACUUAGAUAUAUGUCAUCUUGAUUUGGACUGUGUCUAUGCCAUUACACCACUUAUGUAAUCAAAUCCAAAUUUGAACAAAUACCGUAGCCUUGUGGACAUAUUAGUAACCUGUAUUAUUUGUGCUUCCACCAGCACCAUGAUUUGUAUUCACAUAAUCUGCAUUUAUUCAUUUUUCAAGAAAUUUGAAUGUAAUUUACAUGUCGAAUAAAGAUGUUUAUAUAUAUAUACAAGUA